UUCUAGAGGUGGCCACAAGUCACAAAAGUCUAUCGAUAUCGAUUAUAUUUCACUUACCUAUCGGCCAUCUGCACAACACCGGCACGCUUUGCAGAGGAAAAGCACAUAGCACGGCGGUCAGAAAAACAGAAGACACCCCAUUAAACGAUCGGAGGAGCUGGUGGCCGCCAGUUAAAGCUUUUUAUUAGUGGUUUCUGUUCUGGAAUUGAGCGAAAAUGGUGUUUUACUUCAAGAGCAAUAUUGUCCAGCCGCCGGCACUGCUCUAUAUGGGGCGCGACAAGCACGAGAACGAGGAGCUGAUCCGAUGGGGCUGGCCGGAGGAUGUGUGGUUCCAUGUGCACGACCUGUCCUCGGCCCAUGUGUACUUGCGGCUGCGGAAGGGGCAGACCAUCGAUGACAUACCCAGCGAUGUACUGGUGGAUGCCGCCCAGCUGUGCAAGGCCAACAGCAUCCAGGGCAACAAGGUGAACAACCUGGAGGUGGUCUACACCAUGUGGGAGAACCUCAAGAAGACGCCGGACAUGGAGCCCGGCCAGGUGGCCUAUCACAACGAGAAGGCGGUGCGUCGCAUCCGUUUGGAGAAGCGCAUCAAUGAGAUUGUGAACCGCUUGAACAAGACCAAGACGGAGGAGGAGCACCCCGAUUUUCGGGGACUGCGAGAGGCCCGAGAUGCCGCCGAGCGCCAGGAUCAGAAGAAACUGCAGCGGGAGCGCCGGGAUCAGGAGAAGGAGGCCGCCAAGCAGCGUGCCCUAGAAGCGGAGCUGCGCAGCUACGCCUCGCUGCAGAAGAGCGAGAAUAUGCGCACCAACUAUGAUGCGGGCAACGAGUCGGAUGACUUCAUGUAGUCCCUGGGCAGGACCAAGUCCUGAUGCACCCGCGCAUUUAUCCCGAACAUCUCUCGCUGUCCUCAACAUUUUUUUAUUAAAUCAUACAGAAAUCGUUUUGUAAAUUACACAAUCGUACUUAUUUUAUGUGGAAGAUUUGUUGGUUGUGUUCCAAUAAUUCACCUAAAAUCGCAUAGUGCUUCCCUAUGCAUUUUGAAUUUUUUUAUAUAUGAAAAUCGUUUUACCAA
Molecule: messenger RNA, 1072 nt
Organism: Drosophila elegans
Lineage: Eukaryota; Metazoa; Arthropoda; Insecta; Diptera; Drosophilidae
Product: coiled-coil domain-containing protein 25
Exons: 2
Coding region: 216-845 (209 amino acids)
Source: RefSeq, a predicted model, not a curated record